Fraxinus pennsylvanica is the source of this 966-nucleotide messenger RNA. Lineage: Eukaryota; Viridiplantae; Streptophyta; Magnoliopsida; Lamiales; Oleaceae. The record is from the annotation of a GenBank genome assembly.
AUGCUGCAUGUUAACAACUACUUGUUGAGUCUUUACCUGAAAGACUGUGAUUUAAAGGAUGCCCGGAAGUUGUUUGAUGAAAUUCCUGAUAGAGAUGUUAGAACUUGGACUAUUCUAAUUUCGGGCUUUGCUCGAUAUGGUCAUCACGGGAUUGCAUUGGAUUACUUUACUGAGAUGCGAAAUGAAGGAAUCGUGGCUCCCAAUGCGUUCACUUUGUCGAGUGUUUUCAAGUGCUGUGCUUGUGUUAAUAAUGGGCUUCAAAUGGGGAAGACAACUCAUGGGUGGAUAAUGAUAAAUGGGAUUGAUAUGGAUGUCGCUUUACAGAAUUCUAUUCUUGAUCUCUAUGCAAAACGCGGGGUGUUUGACUAUGUGAAUAGGUUGUUCAAAUUGAUGGAUGACAAAGAUUCUACUUCUUGGAAUAUCAUGAUGGCUGCUAAAUUGAGUGAAGGUGAGAUGGGGAAAUGUCUCGAGUUUUUUAAUAGUUUGCCUAUCAAGAGUGUUUCGAGUUGGAAUACUAUCAUUGACGGACUUAUGCAGCAUGGGCUUGAGAGAAACGCCUUGGAGCUUCUCUAUGAGAUGGUGAAACUAGGACCAGCCUUCGACAAAGUUACAUUUUCUAUAUCCUUGGUGUUGGCAUCUGUGCUUAAAAGUUUGGAACUAGGUAGGCAAAUUCAUGGCCGACUGUUGAGAGUUGGGAUGAAUGAAGAUUCAUUUGCAAUCACUUCACUUAUUGAUAUGUACUGCAAAUGUUGGAAAAUGGACAAGGCCUCCACAAUUUUCCAAGAAUUUCGACGAAUAGGUUAUAAGGGUUGUCAUGGUGAUUUAAUGGCACAAACUGUUUCUUGGAGUACAAUGAUUGCUGGUUAUGUUCAAAAUGCAAUCGACAAUUGGGCUGAGGCAGCUCAAUUAAGGCGUUUGAUGCAGGAAAGGAAAGUCAAGAAAUUUCCCGGUCAAUCUUGGAUCUAG